Molecule: messenger RNA, 1921 nt
Organism: Amaranthus tricolor (Joseph's coat)
Lineage: Eukaryota; Viridiplantae; Streptophyta; Magnoliopsida; Caryophyllales; Amaranthaceae
Product: UDP-N-acetylglucosamine diphosphorylase 1-like
Exons: 15
Coding region: 251-1714 (487 amino acids)
Biological process (GO): UDP-N-acetylglucosamine biosynthetic process
Molecular function (GO): UDP-N-acetylglucosamine diphosphorylase activity
Source: RefSeq, a predicted model, not a curated record
GCAGAAACUAACACCAAAGCAGUGGUGAAAAGUGGAGUACUCCUAUUCCAUUUCUCCGUGUUUUAUUACAGUUGAAGUAAGGAACAACAAACCAAAUCUGAUUGAUUGAUAUUUAAAUUCAUCUGAGAGAGCGAAAUCCAGCCUAACACACCGACAAAUUCUAUCCUUUUCCUUUUUUUCUUCUUUCCAUUAUAAAUAAAUCCCUAACUUGAUUUCGUUUUUCCAAUCAAACUCCAUUAAUUUAGCCUUAAUGGGUGAAGCAGAGACUGUCACUGUUACUGUCACUGACAUGGUUCCUCAAUCUCUGCUUGAAAGACUCAAGGAUUACGGACAGGAAGAUACUUUUGCUUUUUGGGAUGAACUUUCUCCUGAUGAGCGUCAACUUCUCGUCAAAGAUAUCGAGAGUUUAGAUCUCCCUAGGAUCGAUCGAAUUAUACGAUGCUCACUUCGAUCUCAAGGAUUGCCGGUGGCUGCCAUCGAACCUGUAUCGGAGAAUAUGGUGUCUACUGUGGAGGACAGGACGAUUGCGGAUAGAGAAAGAUGGUGGAAGAUGGGUUUGAAGGCCAUCCACGACGGCAAGUUGGCUGUCCUCCUUUUGUCUGGCGGUCAGGGAACACGGCUUGGAAGCUCAGAUCCCAAGGGUUGUUUUAAUAUUGGACUGCCUUCAGGAAAAUCACUCUUCCAACUUCAGGCAGAGCGAAUUAUGUGCGUUCAAAGAUUAGCAGCUCAAUUUAUGAGUGAGGGGUCAGCAACUGUUGUACCAAUUCACUGGUACAUAAUGACAAGCCCUUUUACGGACGAAGCAACACGCAAAUUUUUUGAAAGUCGUAAAUAUUUUGGCCUUGAAGCUGAUCAAGUGACUUUCUUUCAGCAGGGCACAAUACCCUGUAUUUCAAAGGAUGGAAGAUUCAUCAUGGAUUCUCCAUACAAAGUUGCAAAGGCACCAGAUGGGAAUGGAGGAGUUUAUACAGCUCUAAAGUCCUCCAGACUGUUAGAAGAUAUGGCUGCACGAGGAAUUAAGUACAUAGAUUGUUAUGGUGUGGAUAAUGCACUUGUUCGGGUUGCUGAUCCCACUUUCUUGGGUUACUUCAUUGAUAAAAGUGUUGCAGCCGCUGCAAAAGUUGUAAAGAAGGCCUAUCCACAAGAGAAAGUUGGUGUCUUUGUACAGCGAGGAAAGGGUGGCCCUCUUGAUGUGGUUGAAUACAGUGAGCUAGAUCCUUCACUGGCCAGUGCUGUUAAUCAGGCAACUGGACGUCUUCGCUUUUGCUGGAGUAAUGUUUGCUUGCAUAUGUUCAGCUUGGAUUUUUUGAAUUCUGUAGCCAAUGGACUGGAGAAAGAUAGCAUUUAUCAUUUGGCAGAGAAGAAAAUACCUUCAGCUAAUGGUUACACGAUGGGAUUGAAGCUAGAACAAUUCAUAUUUGAUGCCUUUUCAUAUUCUCCUUCCACUGCUCUCUUUGAGGUCUUAAGAGAAGAAGAAUUUGCUCCUGUAAAAAACGCAAACGGAGCUAAUUAUGACACACCUGAUAGUGCAAGGCUGCUUCUUCUUCGUCUUCACGCUCGAUGGGUGAUUGCUGCUGGUGGUUUCUUAACUCAUUCAGUACCUAUAUAUUCCACUGGUGUAGAAGUUUCUCCAUUAGUCUCUUAUAUGGGGGAAAAUCUAGAAGCUAUUUGCCGCGGAAGAACCUUCCAUGCACCAUGCGAGAUCACAUUUUAACUUUUCUAUUUGUAAAUCAUGUAAUAUGAGAUAUUAGAAGCAUUGUAUUCAUAUACGCAUUUUUCUCAUCGAUUGUUCGAAUCGCUAUGAAGAUCUGUGUUUGUUCGGCUGCUUUGACUUAUCAUAAUCAGUGAGCUUUUUCAAUGCAUAGGUUUUAAUGUAUAUUGUUACUUUCAAGAGAUGGAAUAAAAGUUUGUACUUCUGUUA